Messenger RNA from Momordica charantia (bitter melon), 1517 nucleotides. Its product is annotated as Mitochondrial substrate carrier family protein. The record is from RefSeq and is a predicted model, not a curated record. Gene Ontology annotation, biological process: transmembrane transport. NCBI's taxonomy places the organism in Eukaryota, Viridiplantae, Streptophyta, Magnoliopsida, Cucurbitales, Cucurbitaceae.
CAUUUUUCCUGCUCUGGAACCCUACACCGGAGUGAAUGCACAACGUCUCCGUCUGGCGGGAGGCGGAGAACCUUGAGCACGUCAAGCUCGCCCUCCCUAUUCCUAAUGGCGGCUCAUUCCUCAACUUCCAGUAAUGACAAAGCUUUAAGAAGCGCAACUUCUAAUCAGUUCUUCGCAUGGAGGGAGUUUCUAUGGGGAGCUAUCGCUGGAGCAUUUGGGGAAGGAAUGAUGCACCCUAUUGAUACCGUGAAGACCCGGAUUCAAAGCCAGGCUAUUCUAUAUGGAAGUCAAAAUCAAAAGAGCCUGUUGCAGAUGAUCCAAUCAGUAUGGAAAAUUGAUGGAUCAAGGGGCUUUUAUAGGGGCUUAGCUCCUGGAAUUACUGGCUCACUUGCCACUGGAGCUACAUACUUUGGUGUUAUUGAGUCCAGUAAGAAAUGGAUUGAAGAAUCACAUCCUAGCCUUGGUGGUCAUUGGGCUCAUUUCAUUGCCGGAGCAAUUGGUGAUACACUCGGUUCAUUUGUAUAUGUUCCAUGUGAAGUUAUGAAGCAACGGAUGCAAGUGCAAGGCACAAGGUCAUCUUGGAUUUCCCUUCCCAUGAAGGAUAGCAUCUCUAUGAAUCAUGGUGGGCAUAUGUAUGGCUAUUAUUCAGGGAUGUUCCAGGCUGGUCGUUCAAUCUUGAAGGAACAAGGAUUAAGGGGAUUGUAUGCAGGAUAUUGGUCCACACUUGCCAGGGAUGUGCCAUUUGCCGGUCUAAUGGUCAUGUUUUAUGAGGCACUAAAAGAUUUGACCGAGUAUGGGAAGCAAAAAUGGAGGCCUAAUUCAGCUGUUAAUAGCUCCUUGGAAGGACUUGUGUUGGGGGGAUUGGCUGGUGGUCUCAGUGCUUAUCUGACCACUCCCUUGGAUGUGAUAAAAACAAGAAUGCAAGUUCAGGGAUCAACUUUAAGGUAUAAUGGUUGGUUGGAUGCGGUGAGUACUAUAUGGCGGAGUGAAGGGAUGAAGGGAAUGUUCAGAGGUAGCGUACCCCGAAUCACAUGGUAUAUUCCAGCUUCUGCUCUAACUUUUAUGGCUGUGGAAUUCCUGAGAGACCAUUUCAAUAAAAGAUUGGAUGAUGAAUGCAAAAAAGAAGCUGCUACAUUAUCAGGCGACAGAAAAGGAACCUUGCGAGAAGCGGCGUAAACAUCUUUACCGAAUUGAAUUUCGUCCAUCGGCGGAGAUUCAUCAACUCUUGUCAAGUUCUGCAGAUAAACACUGUAAGCUGUAUUUGCAGAAUCAAUUAAUCUAGAGGAUCGUUAGGUGAUGACAAACUAAUGAAAUCCAUUGACUUGAUGGAGGGGUCUAUAUUUUAUGAGAGAGACCCACAAUCAAGUCUCCAAAAGCAAAAGAAAUGAAUAUAGAGAGAGACAAUAUAGGUUUAUGUAAUCUCAAUUAUUUGGUUAACUAAUUGUCAUUUCUAUAGUUGGGGUUUAAUUUCAAUAGUGAUUUGUAUACUAUGUUCUCAAGUUUAAAAUAAAAUAAAA